Molecule: messenger RNA, 1668 nt
Organism: Microsporum canis CBS 113480
Lineage: Eukaryota; Fungi; Ascomycota; Eurotiomycetes; Onygenales; Arthrodermataceae
Exons: 6
Coding region: 1-1668 (555 amino acids)
Source: RefSeq, a predicted model, not a curated record
AUGAGGUUCGAAAACUGGGACGUCUUGCUCUUCCCAGAGGGGUCAAAGGUGCCUCGACAGGAGUUUAAGACCAAUUGCUUCGUUACCAGGGACCAUGAAUCACCAUACCUCCAAGCCCAAGCGGUUCUUAACCCCGGACCAUACUACAACCAAAAUAGUGUUCAGGGAAACCCUGGCCAGUUGCCAGUGUUGACUUGUUUUGUACCUAGUUUGCCCCAAAACACUCCCUUUAGGGUAUCUGUCCAUAGCUGGGACAGGCCUCGUCCAACCAGGGUUAUGGAAGGGCUGAUGCAGCCGGACGACUCAGUUAUGUUUGAAGUUAGGAUAUUUAUCGAUGGUAUUUGUGCUUCGGCAAGUUUGUUCACUCAGCGGACUCUUUGGCCUCAUGUCAUUGAACUCGACCGGAAUGGAAACCAAGACAGCCUACGGUUUCCAAUGUUCCAUGAAGAGCUACUCCAUCAAGCACACUGGGAUGCUGGUGAUAUGUAUGGUAGAAUCCGUGUUGUAAUAGCAGAGGGGUUUACUCGGCCACUUCGCACUCCACCCUUUGAGCGGCAUGCUCCCCUUGAGGCGUCUGGCAUUGCCUGGCCAAAUCCAGGGAUGUGGCAACAGCAACCAGUGCAUGGCUCUCGACAUUUCCUCAAACACACCGUUGGGCCUCUUUACAGUUCUGAAAAGGACGAAGAUGCACAUUCCCACUCACCAACACGUCAUGACUUUCGGCAGCUCAACAGCCAGAAUGUUCAGUUUGGGGUUGGGUUCCCUGCCAUGCCAUAUCGACUGCAGCCCAACCCGAUUCCGCCGCAGUAUGGCAACCCUUGGCUAGACCGGGAUGGGCCUUGGGCCGCGCCGCCGCCGCCCCAGGUUUCAGAUCCGUUUGUUGACCCUUCAAAGAAUGCUUGGCCACCAUGGCCCAUAAGGCGCCGCCAUUCUACUCUGGACGAUAUUUCGAUGCCAGAUUACAUUGCGUCGAGCUCUUCAAGCAGCCGUGUGAUCUCUAACACGGCAGGUUUGAACUUUUCUCGUAACAAGGAGCCCGUACAAAUCGCUCUAAUGGAUGAUGAACAGUAUAACCAACUGAUUGAAGCCAUGAGUCCAAGGAAGGUCGCAGGAGGCACCAGUCCCCCUACGAAUACCCCAGUAACAGCGCCAACCGCUGUUACAGUGCCUUCAGAAACACAAGACGUACCAUCUGUCGCCGCUUCUACCAAGAACCGGCACAGUGCUCUCAGGGAGCUUUCGCGGCCUGGAGAUGGUGUGAGAGCAAGAUCUGGUUCCAGCCUUAGGUCAAGGAACUCGUUAAAUGAAGCCCCACAACAGCUUCAGACAGCUCUCCUCAGCCCCAGUCUUAAUAUUAGGGGCCGGAAGGAAGGAAGUUUAAGUGUCUACGAAGACGAUAAAGAAAACAGUAGCGGUGAUGCCUCCCCUGCUCACAGUUCGCGAAAGGCGUCCCUGACCAUAGAGGCCGCAGUCACGUCGGCGGAGAGCAAGAGAAAAAGGUCAGUAAGCUCGACUCAUUCACGAGGAGCAGCCGAGGCUGGGUCUCCCUGUUCCUCAUCGAAGAAGAUAUCUCGCCGUAAACGGGAUGAGCAGUUGCAGGCGGAGUUUGACGAUUUCUUGUCGACAGCCAAAACAGAUGCCCUUCUCUCUGAGGCUGAGCUUGAGUAG